UAAAACAAGUCAACCCUGGGGAUGUGGUUGAAAAAAAGAGAGACCUCCAAUUUCUGUGAGAUUCAUGCAGAAACUGGUCACAGAAUACAGGAAGGAAACUUUCAAGCCACAGCUUAUAAUGGACUGAUUGUAAAUUCUACUGACACUUGUUUAAAACCAGUUCAAAAUAUUGUUAAAUUUCAAGAUGGAAACUUUUCAUUGACGGCUGAUAAUGGACAUGCUUCAGUUUCCAGUAAAAAUUUCAUAGAGGUUGAUCAGCAUAUUGCACAAAGAGAGCACCCCAUAGUGGCAGAUAAAAGUUCAUUUCAAACCAAUACUUCAGUUAAACAAACCACUAUUGGAGUAGACACUGAAAGUAAAAAAGAUGUUUUUCUCAUCACAGAAAAUGAAAACAGCUGCAACAAGUUGGAAUCGGGUAGUCCUGUUAUACUUGGUGAGCCUCAGAAAGUUCCAACAAGCAAACACCAGGAACGCUCCAAGAAUGACAAGUUGUACAAGUGCGAGUUCUGCGGAAAGGCAUUUGCACAUCGAUGUGACAGCAUUAGACACAUAAGAAUUCACACGGGUGAAAAACCUUUUAAAUGUAGUGUCUGUGAAAAGGCAUUUUCUGAUAGAAGUUCUUGUGUCAAACAUGAAAAAAUUCAUACUUUAAACAAACCAUUCACAUGCCAAUACUGUGGCAAUGGAUUUGUGCAGAGAAUGGAUCUUGUGUUUCACGAAAGACUUCACACUGGAGAAAAACCAUUUGCAUGCCAGUUUUGUAAAAUGACAUUCACGCAGAAGAAAAUUUGCGCAAGACAUGAGCGAAUUCACACAAAUGAUAAACCAUUUCAGUGUCAUUUUUGUGGACAAGCUUUCACGCAGAGUAGCACUUUGGUGAAACAUGAGAGAAUUCACACUGGAGAAAAGCCAUAUACAUGUAAGUCCUGUGGUAAGAAAUUUGCUAGAAAAAGUGACUGUGGUAGACACGAAAAAAUACAUGGUGGGAAAAAUGUCAAAUAAACACUAGUGUGUUUGCACUGUUUAAUAAAAGAUCAUCUUAAAACUCAACUAAAGAGACUUGUAAUGAAAUU
Molecule: messenger RNA, 1073 nt
Organism: Lingula anatina
Lineage: Eukaryota; Metazoa; Brachiopoda; Lingulata; Lingulida; Lingulidae
Product: zinc finger protein 501
Source: RefSeq, a predicted model, not a curated record